AUGAUCUGUGCCAACAACGGCAAACGUUUUCCAAUUGAUGUCACGCCAGAGACUGGCUACUCGUCAGGUGAGCGGUUGCGUCACAGCAACAGUCUGUACUGCUGCGCACCUCGCCGCUAACGGAUUCAAAAAUGAAUCCAUCGUGCCAGGCAAAAGUGUUCAGUUAAGUUAACAGCUCCCAUUAUCUAGGCACCUGUUGGUAGCUCCUGGCCUCUUCAGACGGCUCACGCGAAGUUGAGUUGUUUGUCGGGUCGAUGACGACAUCAUUAACGAUAAGCAGAUUGUUAUAAAACGCUGUUUGGUGCCAUGAUUUGACUCCCGCCUACUUAAUGAGUUGCCAGUACUAGUGCUAUGAUUCCUUGUUCAUACACCACUGACUCAUACGAAGCACUUAUCGAUGAAAUGGUACCAGAUAUAUUGUCUUGUUGCUUCAGUAUACGGCUCCUAGUGUAACACAUAAGAUGUGCUCAAACCUACGAAACAUUUUCAGCCCCUCGGGGAUCGACAAAAGCCUCCAAUCACUAAUUAACGACGUUAAGUGGAACGAAAAUAUCAAUGAAUUACUGGAAGUAAUAUAACGCCGUUCAGAAAUAGCAAAUUUUCCUAAAAAAAGUGGAACUGCCGAAAGCCCAAAAAAUCAUUGUGACUAGGCAAGCUCAAGUUUUAGAAGUACAUAAAGCUUGCCCAUCCAAAUAGGACUUACGUGCAGCUUGCAUCUGAAUAUCCUUUAAGAAUUGAUGUAGUUGACAAGAAAAUAUGCCUGCAGACAACAUUACAGCUUUUUGGGGAAUGAGGCCACACAGAUUUACAAAUCCGAAUUUCAAAAAUUGGUAAAACGUCUGGUUUUUUACAAAAAAGUGCUUGUCCACAUUCUGCUUCACCUGACCUACGCAGAAUAAACAAUCGGAUUUUAAGCAAGACGAGAUUUGUUUGGUAAAACUCGCCCGUACAGCCUAUUCUUGUCUAACAAAAAACUCGCAUUGAUUCGUAAACUUAGUUUAGGAUAAUUAUUAACAUAAGAAAUUGACUAUAUACACAGAAAUGCGGUUUUCUGUCCAAAUUUGUACUUAGUUUGCCACAUGAAAUUACCUGGAAACACAUCCUACCUGAAAAAGGACUUUUCCCAGAACGGCUUACGCAGACACGUAAACUGCACAACGUUCUAGAUGUUCGGUAAUGAUCAGCUAGAUUCCUGUCUCGAAGUUUUAAGAGUUAAGCCUCUAUUUUAUGUGUUACUCGGUGUAGUAUCGACAUGAAACUGAAGACAAUGACCGCGUAUCUUCCAUUUUUCAGUUCCCAUCGAGAAGUUUAUCAUUCCGCAUAGGAAGAAACGAGCAAAUAUUUGAUAUUUUUGGAAAGUGCUUGACUACACGGCACCCGCUAAGGAGACUUAACGUCAUAUGAAGCUGGUAUCUUUAAGUUUGAUGUUAGAUACACGGUAAAAUUGCAUGCAACCACUGCGGUACUAACUCGUGCACGCCGCAACGACCUACCAAAUUUAUUUUACGGCUUCCAAAGUUAGAAACGAAAAUGAGCCCAAUGGAUAUCUAAUUCACAAUUAAAAUCCGCCGCUCGAAUAGCACAACUGACUGUUAGUACCUCAAAAGAACAUAAUGUCUCCCAAUGGUAAGCUCUCUCUCUAAACUUACCAGGACGGUUUAGAGAAUGCUCUUUUGGCCACUAAUGUUUUGAGUCCUUUCACUUAACGUCUCUGUCUUUCGAUCAUUAAUUUCCGUACCUUACUGUUCCCAUUCCUCCAGGUAUCCAAGGUCUCUGGUGGCAAGUUGCAUCUCACGUGACAUGCCUAGAAUCCCCUCCUUCGUCAAGGCUUGGCUUCCUGAAGAGUUUAUUCAUUGCAGUCUAUCCGUUUAUCGUGAAACUAAAGUAACGGCAAUUCGCGGUGUACCGCAUGAACUAAACUGUUUGAACAAUUUGUCUUUCUUUACUUGGCACGGCUCAACCAGCCCAGUCUGUCGAAAUAGACGGUUUUUCCGCGUGCCAGCUCUUCUUCGAAAUACAGAAAGUUCAGCCAGUCUGAUGGACUGUUGUUGCAAGUGGCAUGAUUUGAAAAUGGUCUUCCAUCUUAAUUUGGGUUACGUCACUGAUCCUCGGUCAUGAUUAACUCACGGAGUCGUCGGCUUUCCUUACAUUCCAACAUUUUACGAGUAAAACAGUUUAAGCGUGACCUUCGUGCAAACUAAAGUGCUCUCUGUCUGUCGUGGGAAAUUAAUCGAAUACGGGACACGCAGAUGCACAAAUCUCAAUAAGCGAACGCACCUGUCGCAGACACUUCGCCGCAUUUUUUGCUUGUUAUAGAGAAUACAGCCUCUCCGGCUCUCCUUAGUCUUGCGAAUUUUUAUGGUAGCCGAGUUACUCCUUCCUCGUAAUGACCUUAUUUCGUUUUAGAUGUGUCCUCAGAGUAAGUGAUAUGGUCGAAUACGGACCAGUUCCAGUACUACAGGUGGCCUCACCCUAAAUUCUGGGAGGGGAUCAAUUACCGUGUCCAAACUUUGUCCCGACUCUCACCUUAGCUCAAACCCUCGUGACCCCGAUCAUGGCUCUGCUAACCCGGCCAGAGAUCCGGCAAGGGAUCCAGCCAUGGCGCGCAGAGCCGCAGAUCGAUAAACUGUUUAGGCACUUUCUCGGCUCAGCUGAAGUUUACUCAAACAAAAGCAGAUUGCACCGCAGCGUAGUCCGCUAACACAUGACUGAUUAUGAAAAGUAGCAUCAGAAACAGGGUUAUUUUUCACUGGCUUUCUGCAAACCCAGCCCUCAAGGAGGGAGAAACAGGUGGUUUUCGUGUUCUACACUGUCUUUUCACAUGCGCGUUGGAGUCAAGGGGACGGACGCACAAAUUUCCGCAAAGGCAGAUAGUGCUCAGUAGCGUCUUCCUCAAAAUUCUUCCACUCGGCGAUUACAUUGUAUGCCGAACCACAGAUGUUUCAUGAGCCGAAUUCGUCUCUGUGGCCAGAAAAUGACUCAUUCCCAAACGGGUCGGUUUGCGGGCAAUUCCGCAAAUUAGAAUCUAGGCCAGUAAGUAUACUUGGUAGUAUCAGUUGACGGUUGGUCCUUCCAAAACGUCUGCCUCUCAAUUCCACUGAUGCGGUGAGCCCUUCAUGUUUCUUAGUAGUUGUUCUUUUGCGGAAAACGUUAAGAAUUUGCUCGGAAAUAGGGAUGGAAAAGGAAGUACGCCUCUGGCAAAAAGAACCGUUAAAUACGUUAAAAUAAAGAUGACACCGAAUUUUCGACUAAAUUGCUCCGAAAUUAGUCAACUAGAAAACCAAGAAGAUACGGUGGCAUGUUGACCCGCCAGUAUGCAGGAUUACGUUUCCACACCGUCUAUGCAUGGUGCUCACUAGUCUGCGGUUUUUAAGCUUUAUCGUAUUCCAGGCGAUCACAAAAGUGAACUCGUUUUGGUGGAAUGUUCCCCCUCAAGGAAAUCAUCCUGUAAGGAUAAUCCACGUCUCACUGCAUUGGGUUGACGCUGAUCUAUGUAGAUGUCUCAAGUUUUGGAAACCUCAGCCAUGCGGCAUCAGUGAUCGGACGCAUCUUUCUACUGUAAAACCGAUCCUGAUGACCUUAAACGCAGAUGUAAUUUCUGUAACUGUGCAUAGCAUAGACCAGUAGCGCUGGCAGUAAAAACAACCAGAUUACUGUUUUCAAAACUCCGGAAAACUGUACACUUCGUAUUCUUAUUCUGUCUCUUCCUUGACCUGGAAGUAGAUCGGGGCUUGUUUUCCCCUAUCCCACCUGUCUUAGAACUACCUGAAACGGAAUUUUACGGCAGCAGGAAGCGAAUUUCUGUUUAGGCGUUCCGGAAAUUAACAACAAAGGGGGAUGGACGCAUUAUCUAAAAAUGGUGAUUUUUUGCUCUAUUUACGCGAGGAAAAUGAUUAAUCGCUGCGUUUGCCAGUCAGUGAGCUUGCUUAAUGGAUUAGGAAAUGCCAGUUUGCAUUGUUUUUAUGCAGACGAAAAUUCCUGACGCCCUCUUCACUUAGGCUCCCGAACAAAGCAUCCAAUAAUACUACAAGUGGGGGACGGACGUUACUUUGCAAAGGUUCGUGCCACUUUGCAAAUCCAGACGUUGUCCAUUCCUUUGUGUUUUUACUGGCAAAAAGACUUUGCACGACUUAUUGAUGCUAAAACCAGAUAGUGAGCCUUCAAUUAUAGCCCAUUUCAUCCCUAAAAUUCUCCUUACUUACUUCUUUAACUUCUGAGCGGUUAUUUCGUGCGCAGAGCAUUCUGUAAUUACUUCACUUGGAAGUGUCCAGAGGAACAUAAGAUUCCUGCUUUUGUGAACACGAAAUCAGAACUAAAACACAAAGAGGAAGAGAACAAGAUGUACUUUUUCUGUGAAAACUCCCAUCUUUAAUUAAACACAUCAGUCCAGGUCAUGACUCUGUAUUUUGCCCCACAACUGCCCAUUUCGAUGCAAGUUUUUCUUAAGCAAAUAAUCCAAAACGAAGAUGGGCAUUUUUUCAUUUGAUGUACUUACAUAUAUGCAUGCAGUAGAACCUCGGUUUUAGGGAGAUUAGGGACCACAGCCACAUGCGGAUAAAUAGAAUCUGUGAAUACUUGAGACCCCUCUGUGAACCUUUGCGACUGCCUAUUUUAAUGCUAUCAUUCUAAAACAAUUUAGCAUUAUUUCAUUGUCAUAUAACAACACUACCCUUAAACAUAUUUAGCCUACAGUUACUCGUGAACACAUCUAAGACUGUUAAUAUUACCAAGUCGAAAAGUAAUUGAGUACUCCUAUAUUUUUUUAUCUAUAUACAAAGAGCAAAGAAAUCAGCGAAUACUGAACCGCGAACAGACGGGCAUCUGAUGCUGGCCUGCGGGAGCAGUCUUGAAGAUUUACACAACAAAAGUUAUAGUUUCCUAAAAAAUUUCAUGGUUCUAUAUAUAUGCGCGUAUUUAUAUAUGGUAUGGUAGAGGGGCGCUCGUCGAUUGUGUUACAGAACUCACUCGUCCCUUUGUAUACAAGGGCUGCUAGUUGGGCUCGAGAUAGAGCCCUAAGGCACAACAGGACGAGUGAGUUCCGUAAAAUCGAUCGAUGAGAGCCCCCCUCCCAUCAUGUACAAAUAAACAUUAAUAAAAGAAGGCCCGUCGUGAAUUUUCAAGCUGGUUAAGCCAACCCCUAGUCUGAUGAGAUGAAUAGUAGGAAUGUGAUAAUCGCACCAGAGCGCUUGGGGACAGAGAAUACACCGACAGACAGACGUUCAUAUGAGGAGUUGAAAGCCGUGUUAUGAUAGGUAACGGAAGUUAGGAGAGGUGCUGUGAGUUUCACUUGUGGUUUACCGUGUCGAGAACGUGUCCAAUUCGUGAGAUUCUGCAUGACUGCUCUAAACAGCACUUCAUAGCACUUCAUUUUGUAAUAUUCAACUUUGCAAACGAUCUUCCGCAUUUUCCUGCAGUUGGAUGGAAGGAUUUUCAAAGUUGACUUCUAGUUCUAAUCUGCUUAAUCUACCAUCUAGUGACAAAAUGUCAUUCAAUGGCUUGUCACAUGUCAAACUGACACAAGAAGGCACGUGUCUGACCGGAUUAUUUUUGUGGGAGUACAUUGCUUUCAAACUUGCUCUCAGUGUGUUGUGGUUGGAUUCCGGGGGAAAAGAGUGCGCGCUUCCUUCGUGCAUAGUGCGCAUAGGGAAUUCACCAAGUAAAUCUGCUUCCGUAGGCAGAAGGUCUUUAAAGAGGUCACAUUUAAUUUUCAACACAGAAUGAAAAGAUACCCGGUCAAGCAGACUCCUCGACUGUUGUUGGUGAGGAAACCACGCAUCAAAAAGGAUCAAUGUGAAACUUGAAUAAAAGGAAGUAAGCAUGUCAAGAAAAGUCGAAAGACCAUCGCUAACAUGAUUAGUUACCUGCCUAUGGUAUUCAAUUCCGAUAGUAUCUUACUUUUUAAAAGAUUUUCUGCGCACUACAGUGCGUGAUCGAUCUCACGAAAUGUUGGCCGAAAUUCUGAAAUGCGUUUUCGAUUAGGAAGCAUUACUUAGGUGGGGUUGCAAUAAUGAUAAGUAUGCAGCACAAGCCUAUGGCAUUUCGGACCCAUCAGGGUGUCAGCUCUUGGAUGCAUGCCUUUUUGACUUCCUGCAGAAACCGCACUUGGUAGAAAAUGACUGCUUAAGCAGCAUGCAGUUUUCCUAUUAAUUUUCGAUGAUCUUGUCAAUUCAAACAUAUUUUAUAGAAGACAUGCACAAAAAUAUGUUUCCUUUUACUUCUUUGGUAGUAAAUCAUAUGGUCUUGAUAUUUUAUACCCGAAUAAAAUGUAUAUUUAGGUUUUGGAAAUGUUUCUAAUUAUGGGAUUUUUAAGACCAUGCGAUGUCCAUGCAUACAGGACCGCACAUGUCCGUGUACCAAUGCUCCUAAUGAAAUGCAUAACACAUUCCGGAUCCAUUGCGAAAUUUUAGGAACUCUCUGUGGUACGUUCUCAAAAGCAUACAGGAAUAUACGAUUUUCCUUAAGCGGAAAGCAUGCAAUUUGUAGACUGAAAUCGACAAAUGUUAAUGUAAUGGCAGAUCAGGCGCAAAACUAUUCGGGAAUUGGAAAACUUUUUUGAAACCUAAAUAAACGUUUUCUUCGGGUAUAAAAUAUCAAGACAAUGUGAUUUCCUACCAAAUAAGUAAAAGAACGCAUACGUUUGUGCGUGUUCACUAUAAAAUAUAUUUGAAUUUACAAGACCAUCAAAAAUUAAUAGAUAAACUGCAUGGUACUUAGGCAGUCAUUUUUUACAAAGUGCAGUUUCUGCAGGUGGUCAAAAAAGCGUGCAUCCAAAAGCCGACACUCUGGUGAGUCUGAAAUGUCAUAGGCUUAUGCUGCAUAUUUAUCAUUAUAACAGCCCCACCUAAGUAAUCUUUCCUAAUCGAAAACGCAUUUCAGAAUUUCGGCCAAAAUUUCAUGAGAUCGGUCACGCGCUCUAAGUGAUUUGUUGGAGCAUGUGAUUUCCCCAUUAUAUUUUAUGUGUUGUGUGGCAGACCUCGGGCGAUCUGCGAAUCUCUUACGCACUACGAAGAUAAUACUUAGUGUGAAAUUCACCAAUGCAUCGAUUCGUCCCGAAGGCUUCGCCCGGAGCUUAACUCGACUUUCGCGGAUUAUAUUCAAAUUCCUGUAUCACAUAAGAUUCGUGACUGUGGCGAGUCCACGAUGCGAGAGUCUGGGAGGGGAAGGGGGGAGGAGAAGAAUCGAUUAAACAAGACCACCAGAAGAACCCGCAAUCUGACCAAUGCUGGGGUCUGUGCACUACCGCCGCUGAUGCCGUCCGUGUUUUUCUUAUCGUUUCUGCUGCUGCUGCUGCUGCCGCUGCUUCUGAUGCCACGCAUUUCGCCGCGUGGUUUAAGCUGCCUCGGGCAGUCCCACACAGGCAAAGGCACCUUAGUCCAAUCGCACCAGUCUGGAGCACUGCAAAUCACCACGAUGCAGUCUUGCGACUGUGAUCAGACAUCUACGCUCUUGGCUAGGCGCCUGCUCACAUUGCGAUUACGUCAUGUGCAGGUUGCCAGACCGGACCAUAUUGUAGACGCGUCGACAAAGAGCCCUUAUACGUCAACGGUCGAGCUCGACGCUACGGGCUGGUUGGCGCUCAGUUGACUAGGAUCAUGACUGAGUCUUCUCUCGAAAGCAGUUGGCUGGAUUUCCUUAGUCGAACAAGGUGGCCUUGUCCUUCCCGUCGUAGUUUCUAAUUCGACCGAGGCUCCAGAGUUUUUCACAAUUGGACCGGAUGACUUAUUCGAAUCUGCCAAAAAAUACUCCGCCUAAAAAAAGCGUUGGCUGUCAGUACAAAGAUGGCAAUGUAUGCAAGUCCAAGACUUCGCCUCCCUACUAACUGGAAAGUGUUGACAAAGAAACCAAGCAGAAAAGUGGACGUUUUCGGAUUUUAGGCCGUAGAUGAAGUCGAGCCCUCGUCCGAUGAGUUGGCUUAGAUAAAUGCAUGCCCAGCGAAACUGCUCGUCGUCCGGAAGUUCAUAAAGCACGUCCGCACUCUAAUGAAAUAGACGUGCGGAAAAUCAGGUGUGCAUUUGCAGCGCAUAGGUAGCGAUGGUAAUGAUGACGACGACGGCCGUGGCGGUGGUGGUGUUGAUGAUGAUGAUGAUGAUGAUGAUGAUGAUGAUGAUGAUGAUGAUGAUGAUGAUGAUGAUGAUGAUGAUGAUGAUGAUGAUGAUGAUGAUGAUGAUGAUGAUGAUGAUGAUGAUGAUGAUGAUGAUGAUGAUGAUGAUGAUGACAAGCUGGCAUGCAACAGUUUCUAA
Messenger RNA from Spirometra erinaceieuropaei, 8240 nucleotides. The record is from the annotation of a GenBank genome assembly. Lineage: Eukaryota; Metazoa; Platyhelminthes; Cestoda; Diphyllobothriidea; Diphyllobothriidae.